AUCUGUUAUUAUUCGCAGAAAUCCACGUUAAUCCACAGUGCUAAUGGAGUUUACGUUCGGCAUGGAAGAUAUCUGCUGACGGAAAAAUAUAUAAAAAUACAUGCUUUGCAGCAACGUACAAUCUCUGUCAUGAUAUCAGUUAUGUCACUUAUGAUACUAUCGCGUUAACGUAUUCUAAAAUAAAUAAGAUCUCAUCAAGGAUAUAGAAAAAACAGAUGAGAAGGUGCUGCAACAUUAAUCGGUAAAAAUGCCAGUCGGGGUAUUUCCAGCCCUUAAAUUGGGUGUACUAUUUGUCAAACAGAUCAGUAAACCUUUAGCCAAAUUUCUUGUCAAUCAAGCAAAGAGUCGUCCUAUUUUCAGAACUUACUUCAUCAUACCACCCGCCCAGUUUUAUCAUUGGGCUGAAGUAAAAGCAAAAAUGUAUGUUAUGAAUCUCGGUAAGCCUACAAAGGUUGCCAAGUUGAAUGAGGCAAUGGCAAUCGAAUUGGGUGCUGGUCUAAUAGGUGAGUUGAUUAUCUUCGGUGUAGCUGGAGCAUGUGUGAUAUUGGAGUACAACAGGCAAGUUACAAAAGAAGCGAAGAAAGAGGAGAUCCGUCAGAUGCAAAUACAGAAGUUUACGGAUGACAUCCAAGCGUUACAUAAUGUUUCAUUACAACAAGAAGCACAAAUUCACUAUUUGCAGAGUGCAAUCCAUGAAUUAGCAAAACAUACGAAGCAUAAAUUACCUGAGCUAGUUUUACGGCCAAUAAAUAAUAGUAGUAAUAAUUUAGAAGAUGACAUGAGGAAGAAUUGUAAUAAAAAUAGCAAAAAUUCAACAGAAACAAACCUAGGAAGUGAGAACACAUCGUUGAUAGAGCGUGCUAUAGUUUAUUAUAACAAAGAAUUGAAAGGAGACAAGCUUAGUUAAGCAAUAUAUAUUUUAUACUUCUCUUUGAGAUGUACGUGAUACAUACCUAUUUGAAAAUAUAGAUGUUUGCCAUUGGUACUUAGUUAAAAUAAUCUGCAUUCGUAACAUUGAGCUGUACAUAACAAACGUUUUGUAUUGCAAUCUACAUUGUGUAUUGCAAUCUUUUUAGAUUGUGAUAACAGUGCUAGACCUGAACUAAGAUUUAGAUACACUUUUUCUGUAAAAAUAACUAU
Messenger RNA from Mycetomoellerius zeteki, 1140 nucleotides. Its product is annotated as putative OPA3-like protein CG13603. The coding region runs from base 248 to 907 and encodes 219 amino acids. The record is from RefSeq and is a predicted model, not a curated record. Gene Ontology annotation, cellular component: mitochondrion. Lineage: Eukaryota; Metazoa; Arthropoda; Insecta; Hymenoptera; Formicidae. The transcript is spliced from 3 exons. Gene Ontology annotation, biological process: regulation of lipid metabolic process.